CGCACUGCACAGACACAGACUGAGUAUUAUAGUUGAUAGUAAUAAUAUAUAUAUUAUUAUUAUAUCAUCUCGCCCUAUAUUGUGCUAUAAUAUUGUCCUAAUGAGUAAUAUUUAAUAACAGAUAAGUAAACAACUCAUUGUUUCGUAACACCGACCGCACACCGCAAUACGACUGGACGGCGCGAGACGAGACUAAUUGUUAUUAUUACGAAUCGAUUUCCAGUGUAAACGUCGCGUAGGUGUUGCCGUCGUCGCGAACACUCGUCGUCACCGAUGACGCGUUCGUUCAUCGUCGCUGCACAACCGCUGUCGCACGUCUUCAGCGUCAGUCGUCGCGACAACCAGUGACCGCCGAACCACACCAUCGACCGCUGCUGUCUACGUGCCUACCUAGUCGUAGUCACCUCAGCUCCCGUCGCCCGGACAGGCCGUCGUCGACGCCAACCAUACACGUUGGACAGUCGUGCAAAGGCAACACACCGAGUAGGAAACCCGGCGCCGACCUAGCAUGACGCUGGACUACGGUACGGCCAGCCGAGCAGCGCAACUCGUCGAACGUUUGACCAGCACCGGCGAAAACGACGUCGACCGCAAGUUGUUCGACGAAAUCGAAAAUAUUUGCAAAAAAUCCUCAAUCUACAUCGACAGAGUUCAUGCAUUACUAUUUCAUCAACUCAAAGAAAAACAUUCUCAGAUUCGUUUGAGUGCGCUCCGAAUUUGUGAUCGUCUUUUUAAGAAAUUCGAACAUUUUAGAAAAUUAAUAAUCGUCGAUAUUUCGAUUCUUCUAAAACUCACAGUUAACACCGACGCAGGACGAACAUUGCCCCCGCCUAAACAAUUCGCUACGGAUUUGGAACUUUACUCUAUUAGAUGCAUCAAGGAAUGGAAUGAUGAGUUUGGGAAGGACUUUAAAGACGAAUUUAAUUUUGUGUUUAAGUAUUUGAACAAAUACAAAAAAAUUGAUUUCGAAUCGAUGACCGUGCGGUCCAUUACCAGUGCGAGACUACUGGAGGACAGGGAACAGCGACAACGGCGUUUGAAUGAUGAGAAAUUGAAAAAAAUUGAAACUGAAAUAAAUGAUCUCGAACCGGAAAUAACGAUCGCGGCUAGAACCCUGGAGAGUUGUCUGGAAUUGCUAAUUCCCACUCCGGAAGAGUUUUUUAUACCUGAAGCGGAGGAAGACGUUGUCCUUCCGUUAAAGCCAUCGGAACUGUCGUCGACGGAUUCCGGACGAAAAAUUGUCACAGAGGUCGAGUCGGGCGACGAAAACGAAAGAUACAGAGAAACUGGCAUAAUUGACCCUGCCGCGCACACCGUGGCAGUCACACUGAGACCGGAUUUCCGAAAAAGGGUGAAGAAAUCCGAAGAUAACUUGGCUAUAAUUGAAAGCGCAAACGAACAAGUAAAGCUGAUAUCCGACAAGUACUUACCAAAAAUCAAAAUAUGGUUGCAAGACAUAGCUAAAAUUUCGAAUGGAGAACUCUUGAAACGAACGAUCGAACUCAAGCGGCGUUUAACCGACCUGACGAGCCGAGAAAACAAAAUCACGUACUACGAAGACGAUGAUGAUUGUUCUAGCGACUCCGACAUGGAAGAAGUACUCCCUCAAUCGUCCGCCGACGAUCUGUUGGCUCAAUGUUUAGCUAAACCCGAUAACAAUACUCAAAACGAUUGCAGUGACCGCGCGGACUCCACAAAAGUUUCGGAGAGAGAUGACAAUCGCAACAGUGCCGUAGCCGUGCCGAAGUUGCCGUUCGACAUCGAUCUAUAUCACUGGGAAGACGAACAACUUUCAGCUCCUCGUAUUUUACCUACAAAUCAAGAUGGUCAUAGUUUUUGGACUUCGAAUUCCGUAAUGGACACUGACUGUGACGGUAUUGUACUGCCAGGAGGAUCUGAAAAUUUACGCACACGAGUUAUCGAAUUUACUGGAAAAUUCGAAAGAGUAGAAAGACAGUGUAGAGCCCCAUUGCCAAGCGGUAGAUUAUGCCCAAGAGAAGACCGUUUUAAGUGUCCGUUUCAUGGACGAAUUGUACUAAGAGAUGAGCUUGGUCGAGUUGUCGAUCCGGAAAACAAAAUAGUUUUGGAAAAAGAGAAAAAACAGAAUGUACCUGAUUGGCAAGAUCCACAGCUGCUUAAAGAUAUACAGCGUCAAACAGGGGUUGAUCUUACAAUGCCGAAAAAAGGAAGCAGAAAGAACCGUAAACAAAGUUCAAAUCUGACAAAUUUAAAAAAAGAACAAGACACUCCACGUGCCCGGCUGGAAAAAAAAGUGUUCAAAAAAUCAUCUGUGAAGAAAGUUGCUAAAAUUUUGGAUGGUAUGGAUCAGAGGAAAUUUCGAGACAAAUUUGGAGAUCAAUUCAACUAUGUCCAUGAUACAGCGUAAUGUUUUUUAUUCCUUCCUGUGUUUUUUUUUCUUACCAUUAAGUAUUAUAACUUAUAAGAUGUUAUAGUUGAAAAAUUAGUGUAAUUGAGUUAUGUGAUAAAUGUUUACCUAUUGUCUCUGAACUAUUUUGUGUAUUUUUGUAAUAAUAGAUAUAAGAAAAGUAUAA
Acyrthosiphon pisum (pea aphid) is the source of this 2552-nucleotide messenger RNA. RefSeq names its product UV-stimulated scaffold protein A. NCBI's taxonomy places the organism in Eukaryota, Metazoa, Arthropoda, Insecta, Hemiptera, Aphididae. Gene Ontology annotation, molecular function: RNA polymerase II complex binding. Bases 509 to 2386 code for a protein of 625 amino acids. Gene Ontology annotation, cellular component: chromosome. The transcript has 12 exons. The record is from RefSeq and is a predicted model, not a curated record. Gene Ontology annotation, biological process: response to UV; transcription-coupled nucleotide-excision repair.